Molecule: messenger RNA, 714 nt
Organism: Ilex paraguariensis (yerba mate)
Lineage: Eukaryota; Viridiplantae; Streptophyta; Magnoliopsida; Aquifoliales; Aquifoliaceae
Source: the annotation of a GenBank genome assembly
AUGUCCAUCGCUCAAGCAUGGGUACCUCCCUUCGGUUUUCCUGGGAAACCUCUGGCAAGGGGGUGUAAUUUGGUCCAAGCAUGGUCAGAUUUUCCUCAGCUCAUAAACCAAAACAGUUGGGGAACCAAAAACACCCAUGCAAAGGCGAUUCCAGGAGCAUCCUUGAGCCGACAGAAGUCUGUCGGUGGCAGACCUGCUGAGCAUUCCCUUUCUUCUUCGCCUGCCUCUGUUCACUCAUCUCUAAAGGGAAAAAAGGAUGCCUUGACUAAGCAUUCAGAAGCUAUGGACUUCAGAGACUGGUGCGAGAGUGAAUGCGUCAGGCUCAUUGGGACAAAAGAUACAAGUUUCCUGGACUUCUGUUUAAAGCAAUCCAGAUCAGAGGCUGAGAUGAUUCUUACAGAGAACCUUGGGCCAUUUGAUCCUGAUCAUGAGUUCAUUGAAAAGUUCCUCAACUACAAAGACUUUCUACCCAAUGAUGUCCUUGAGAUUGCCCUCCAAAGCCAGAAUGAUCAGAAGCUGACUGGAUUCAGUGGUGGAGAUGUGACUUCCGACAAUGUUGAUGUUGGGGGCUCCGAGCAAGGUAAUUUUAAUGGGUCCGGGAAAGGAGGGAAGAAGAAGGGAAAGAAAGGGAAGAAGGUUAGUCCUGCAGCUUUGGGUUUUAAUGUCGUUAGCAACCGGAUCAUGAUGGGAGAGAUUCAGACUGUUGAAGACUAG